This is a messenger RNA of Otolemur garnettii (small-eared galago), 2748 nucleotides long. RefSeq names its product Cdk5 and Abl enzyme substrate 1 (gene CABLES1). Gene Ontology annotation, biological process: nervous system development; regulation of cell cycle. NCBI's taxonomy places the organism in Eukaryota, Metazoa, Chordata, Mammalia, Primates, Galagidae. Gene Ontology annotation, cellular component: cytosol. The record is from RefSeq and is a predicted model, not a curated record. Bases 37 to 1104 code for a protein of 355 amino acids. The transcript has 10 exons.
AGACGCUGCCUGGCCUGGAGGGUCCCUGCAGCCCUCAUGGGGCACAGACGUCGCCUCAUCUCCCAGAGAUCUUCUUUGGAGACCCUGGAAGACAUUGAGGAGAAUGCCCCUCUCCGGAGAUGUCGAACUCUCUCAGGUUCGCCCAGACCAAAGAAUUUUAAGAAGAUUCAUUUUAUCAAGAACAUGCGGCAACACGACACAAGGAACGGCAGAAUAGUCCUUAUCAGUGGCAGAAGAUCCUUCUGUAGUAUAUUUUCAGUGCUGCCGUAUCGCGACAGUACCCAAGUCGGGGAUUUGAAGUUGGAUGGAGGGAGACAGUCAGCUGGCGCCGUGAGCUUGAAAGAGAUCAUUGGUCUGGAAGGUGUGGAGCUGGGUGCCGAUGGGAAGACUGUUUCCUAUACCCAAUUUCUGUUACCCACAAAUGCCUUUGGAGCCCGGAGAAAUACCAUAGACUCCACCUCCUCCUUCUCCCAGUUCCGUAACCUGAGCCACCGCAGCCUCUCCACAGGCCGGGCGAGCAGCACCCAGGGGAGCCUCGACACAGGUAGUGACCUGGGAGACUUUCUGGACUAUGACCCAAAUCUCUUGGACGACCCCCAGUGGCCUUGCGGAAAGCACAAACGCGUUCUGAUCUUUCCUUCGUACAUGACCACAGUGAUUGACUAUGUGAAGCCCUCGGAUCUCAAGAAAGACAUGAACGAGACCUUCAAGGAGAAGUUUCCCCACAUUAAGUUAACACUCAGCAAAAUCCGGAGUUUGAAACGAGAGAUGCGGAAGCUGGCUCAGGAGGACUGUGGCCUUGAGGAGCCCACGGUGGCCAUGGCCUUCGUCUACUUCGAGAAGCUUGCCCUCAAGGGGAAGCUCAACAAGCAGAACCGGAAGCUUUGUGCUGGGGCCUGCGUGCUGCUGGCAGCCAAAAUUGGAAGCGACCUCAAAAAACAUGAAGUCAAGCAUCUGAUUGAUAAACUGGAAGAGAAGUUCCGGCUGAACAGGCGAGAACUGAUUGCCUUUGAAUUCCCGGUGUUAGUGGCCUUGGAGUUUGCCCUGCAUUUGCCAGAGCACGAGGUCAUGCCCCACUACAGACGCCUGAUGCAGAGCUCCUAGCACCAGCCCCGCGGUGGCCCAAGGACCGUUUCCUCCCAGCUUGGUGGAGCAACACGUACCACUGGAAAUGCAAAAAAUAGAACUCAAAAUACCAAACUGUCCUUCUCAACAUGUUUCUGUGGAGAAACAAGUCCUGGAAUCUUCAGUGUGGCUAGCCAAGAGAAGCCUUGAGCUGUGUCCCGUGCAGAACAAGGGACGAGGAGAUGGGGGCAAGCAGCAGGGGCCCUUCCCACUAGCGAGAACUCUUAGCCGCCCCACCCUGAUCUUUCUCCCAGGCGCACACAGACCUUUCGAACGUGGUCCAGAGUCUUCUCUCCAGACCUGUUCCAGCUCAGAGUGCAACGGCUUGCACAGACAUCGGGUGAGAAGCUACAGAAGUUGGGAAAAAGCUUUGCAGAGAUGCCCUCAUCGUGUCCAAGAGUUGUGCCAAUCUAUUUUUGUAUCAGCCAUUGGAAGUGCACUUUCCCUGGGGGCGUGUGGGUUUGCAAGAUGCGGCAGCAGCCCUAGCCCACCCCCAAAGCCAAGCCCACCCCCGACAGAGCAGACUCAGCCUGGGGUCACCAGCCAGGCUGAGGUUUGGCAGUUCUUUCCAGAUGCUCUCUGGAUAAGAAUCACUGUCUCCAUGCCAGAUCGUUGGACAUUCUCUGCCCUUAGAAAAUGGUACUGUUUCUGUCACCACCAAGGGGACAGACAAGAUGAGUUCUCAGUGUUGGAUGAGUCACGUGGAAAGGCAUGGAGCGCGGCGCCCUGCCCCUUCCUGCCGCCGUGAGGCGUGUGUGUAUUUAACCUUGGCACUUUCCCCACUGUGGAGAUGGCGGGGCUGGCGCUCGGUGGCGGCGUCCCUGUGCUCUAUGUUAGAGUGCAUACUGAGCACGUUUCCUGUGCUGUGUGUAUCUAUAUAUAAAAUGUUUUAUAAAAAUCCAGAAUAGGAAUAAGAUGCAUGAUUGGUGUUUGGCGUUCGCCCACUGAGACAAACUAGGGUUUACACUCAGCUUGAGCUGAGGUGGCAGUGGCUCUCACCAUUCCUGUGUACCCGAGGCUGUCAGUGCAGGAUUUUAAUUAUGACUUACCCUGACUCACUGGGACGACUUGCAGUAAGCAUGUCACCAGGCCAUCUCAGAGCUGCGAGAGAUAAUAGCUGGAUUCCCUUGACCAAAGAGAGCCCACAACCAUAUAAAAAGAAAACUAAACUCUUUUAUGUGUACCUGUAUGUGUAGACACACGUCCCCCCAGUCACCUUGGCCUUCCACUGCUGAUCUGUCCACCACCCCAGAUUGCACACAGAGGUCACACAUUCGGAGCUUCUCAUAGCAGCCAGAGAAGGGGAAAUGGAGCCAGGUAUAGACAGCUUCCCUUAGCUUAGAAGUUGAGGUCUCGAUAGGCCUGUAGGGUGCAGAGAUUCAAGCAGCAACUGGGGAGGCCCAAACAGAAUACUUGACUUAUUCAGAACCUUUGGUUUAACUGACUUCUUUUUAACUGUUUUAUUUGUUCUAAAUAUUUUGCUAACAAAUUUCCUUGACUGGAAUCCGUUGUAAGAUGAUGAUUUUUGGAGGGGGUCAGGGGCAUGAUUCAUCUGGUCUCUUCAGCUGAUCGAAAGUUAGAUCAACUAAUACUUGGGGUACCAACUAUUAAUAAAGCAAAUUG